Messenger RNA from Stylonychia lemnae, 462 nucleotides. Lineage: Eukaryota; Ciliophora; Spirotrichea; Sporadotrichida; Oxytrichidae. The record is from the annotation of a GenBank genome assembly.
AUGUAUCGGUUCAGGCUUUUAAUAUUGCGGAACUACAUGCUAGAGCGCGGAAACAAUACUGCAUCCAAUAGAAGAUAUAUCGAUACAACUUUGACCUUUGGAAAGUACUGCAUCAUAUUACUAUAAAAUGGCAUCUCUGCAGGUAGUGGGGGUUCUGUUACAUGGUUCUUAAAUGGCAAUUCAACUGUCAAUGUUUUUAAAAGAUCUCAAUUAUACAGAUCCAUACUGGGAUUCACAGAUGCAACUCUCUAUGAUAUGGCUAAUUAUGGUGUUCCAAUUGCCAUUAAUACUUCUCAGAGUAUUUAGAUGGGAGGCUCUGAUUUGAUUAUACUUGUCAAUCCCAGGACUACUGCAGCAACUUUAACUUUUUCUAUAAACGCAUAUGGAUUUGAAAAUGCUUUUGGACUUUUGACAAUACUUCCUUUAACUAUUUUACUGGUUUUAACUUAAUUACUUUUUUGA